Messenger RNA from Neogale vison (American mink), 3527 nucleotides. RefSeq names its product syntrophin gamma 1 (gene SNTG1). The coding region runs from base 1454 to 3067 and encodes 537 amino acids. The transcript is spliced from 20 exons. The record is from RefSeq and is a predicted model, not a curated record. Lineage: Eukaryota; Metazoa; Chordata; Mammalia; Carnivora; Mustelidae. Gene Ontology annotation, cellular component: intracellular anatomical structure; dystrophin-associated glycoprotein complex. Gene Ontology annotation, molecular function: protein binding; structural molecule activity.
CCCCUGCGAGGAUCCUGGGCCGUGGGCGGCUCUCGAGCACUGCCCUGGGAAUGCAACCUCCCGAGGCUCCCGACUCGACACACUGUUUCACGAGGCUCCCGGAGCACUGACACACACAUGAACCGCGUCCGGCUGGAUCCUCUUAGCUGCUCGGCAAGGAUUCCGAACCAAUUCAGCCACGUUUUAAAAGGUAGCAAAGCCGAGAUAGAUGCCUUUUCUUUCCUUUUUCUUUUUUCGUUCUCUGUCUUUGUUUUUUUAACUAACCUGUCAUUUAUGCCUGGAGGGUCCAAGAAGAACCCACGACCUCUUUACAGUGUCUAACCCAGGGAUUUCAAACAGGUUUUUUCAGAAUUUAAGUAUGCCCCCCCCCAAUUGAUAAUCAAGAUUGCGGAGUCUUCCAAAAUAAUCCUUUACAUUUUCUGUAAUUAGAGACCCAAAGAAACUCUGGAUUUUCCACGGUACAUAAUCUAUAUUUAUUCAUAUUCCCUCUCUUCCUCCCUCCCCUCCCCCUCCCGCUUCCUCGUGCGCGUGUAUGCGCGCGCUUGUGCGUUUCCUUUCAUUUCUAGCAUUAGGAAACUCGUUCGGGGCCACUGAAAAGUCAGGAGAGGCUCAAAUCUGAUCUCCCACGGAUUCUUUCCUCUAAUGUUAGAUAAUGCCCGGAAACGUUGUCACCAAAUAAGUAUGAGAGUAUUAUUUUGGAGAAACAGUUAACGCCUACCAAAAUAUAAAGCGCCAGAGGAAAAGAGGUGAGACUGGAAGACAAGGAAGCCCUUUGCAUUCGCUGGUGGAGCAAAGUGCGAUCCGGGGACGGGCCGGGGUUCCAGUCCUUAUACUUCAGCACCGGAGGGGAUGGACAGCGUCUGUGGACUGGGCUGCCGCCACAGGGACAAAACUGCGCUGCCCUUGCUGCUGUCGUCGCCACGGGCAUCUGGGCUCCCUGCUCCUCGCAGCUAAAAGGCGGUGCCUCCUGAUACCCCUUGGUUCCCCCUCCCCUUCCUUGAUAGACGGAAAGUAACCCUUCUUAUCCACCUGCUACAACUACCAUACAGGGCUCUGAGGAGUCCUAUUGUUCCACAGAUUAAACUCUGAGCAACAACUUCAAGAAUAUUUCUCCGCAGGGGGCUGGGAGGAAAUGCAAGCAGGAUAGUGAAGUUGAAGUUGUUAGAGGCUCUGAAAAACCAUGGGCUCUGCAGAAGGGGUUGAAAUGCUCAAAGGCCCACACUUUAUGAAAUAAACAGAAUGCUCACCGGAGAGUUGCAACUAUUUUGGAAAUAGCUUUGUGAGAAGAGUUCCCGAUCUACUCUCAUCCCUACCUUAGAGACUGAGACUUCUAAUUCCUUUACUCGGCUGACUAUUCCCCCAGAAUGUUGAGAUUGCCAGAGAAGUGACCUCUGAAAAAGGAAAAUAUUGCUCUACCUAAAUUCAAACGACAUCCUUUGAGGUGCUGUAGCACAUGGAUUUCAGGACUGCCUGUGAAGAGACAAAGACAGGGAUUUGUUUGCUGCAGGAUGGUAAUCAGGAGCCUUUCAAAGUCCGGCUGCACCUAGCCAAAGAUAUUUUGAUGAUCCAGGAACAGGAUGUGAUAUGUGUGUCUGGUGAGCCUUUCUAUUCUGGUGAAAGAACGGUGACCAUUAGAAGACAAACUGUAGGAGGAUUUGGAUUAAGCAUAAAGGGGGGAGCUGAACACAAUAUUCCAGUUGUCAUUUCAAAAAUCUCCAAGGAGCAAAGAGCGGAACUUUCAGGGCUGCUCUUUAUUGGAGAUGCAAUUCUACAGAUAAAUGGAAUUAAUGUGAGAAAAUGCAGACAUGAAGAAGUGGUGGCCUGUCAACCACACUUUGGGAGAAGCUGGAAGGUUGAAGGGCUUCUGUUGGUGAUGGUUCAGGUGCUUCGGAAUGCUGGAGAAGAAGUGACCCUAACAGUGUCAUUUUUAAAAAGAUCACCUGCUUUCCUCAAACUCCCACUGAAUGAAGAUUGUGCAUGUGCUCCAAGUGACCAGAGCAGUGGCACCUCCUCUCCUCUUUGUGAUAGUGGCUUGCAUCUCAACUAUCAUCCCAACAAUACAGACACAUUAUCAUGUUCUUCAUGGCCAACAUCUCCGGGUUUGAGAUGGGAAAAGCGAUGGUGUGACCUUAGGCUGAUCCCGCUGCUUCAUUCACGUUUUUCUCAGUAUGUGCCUGGGACAGAUUUGAGUCGGCAGAAUGCUUUUCAAGUCAUUGCUGUGGAUGGGGUCUGCAGUGGGAUUAUUCAGUGCCUCUCUGCUGAAGACUGUGUUGACUGGCUACAAGCAAUAGCAACUAAUAUUUCAAACCUCACAAAGCACAAUAUUAAAAAAAUCAACAGAAAUUUUCCUGUAAACCAGCAGAUAGUCUACAUGGGCUGGUGUGAAGCACGGGAGCAAGACCCUUUGCAAGACCGUGUGUACUCACCAACAUUUCUAGCCCUGAGGGGAUCAUGUCUUUACAAGUUUUUGGCACCUCCAGUGACAACAUGGGACUGGACCCGAGCAGAGAAAACAUUUUCAGUUUAUGAGAUUAUGUGCAAGAUUCUCAAGGACAGUGACCUGUUGGACCGGCGGAAACACUGCUUCACAGUGCAAUCUGAGUCUGGGGAGGAUCUCUACUUCUCCGUGGAGUUAGAGUCUGACCUCGCCCAAUGGGAAAGAGCCUUCCAAACAGCAACCUUUCUGGAGGUGGAACGGAUACAGUGCAAGACAUAUGCAUGUGUGCUAGAAAGUCAUCUAAUGGGACUCACAAUUGACUUUAGCACUGGAUUUAUCUGCUUUGAUGCUGCAACAAAGGCUAUACUUUGGAGAUAUAAAUUUUCUCAGCUUAAAGGUUCUUCAGAUGAUGGCAAGAGCAAAAUCAAAUUUUUGUUUCAGAAUCCAGAUACUAAGCAGAUUGAAGCAAAGGAGCUGGAAUUUUCAAAUCUAUUUGCUGUUCUUCACUGCAUUCAUUCAUUUUUUGCUGCCAAAGUAGCUUGUUUGGACCCUCUCUUUUUAGGCAAUCAGGCUACUGCUUCUGCUGCUGCCAGCUCUGCUACUACAAGCAAAGCAAAGUACACAACUUGACAUACCAAGAUUUGCAUUGUCACUUACUAUGACUAUGUAAAGAAUAUAAACAUAAUCAUCAUUUUAGACCCUGGAGAAACAAUCAUAUCACCAAGUAAACAGUGAAUUCAGUUUGAAAUUUGAACAGAAAGCAAGGUCAUAAGGAUCUCAAAAGCACUUCUAUUUUGGAAGACAUUGUGAAUAAUCUUAAAUGAACAUAACAGCUUGUUCUCAGUUUAUUUGUACCAUCGAAAGUGAAGACGAAAGAAUGAAUGAUUCAAAGUAUGUAAAUAAUAUACAAAUUGUAAGCUACCUAUAAAUAAAAAUACCACUUAAAUGGUUAUUUCUGUAUUUUAGAUUAUUUUGUAUGACAAAUUCAUGUUGGGCCAGAUCAUGAACUAAUGCCCUAUCAUUGAAUUUUGAGUGAUAUAAAGGAGGCAAAUAAACCACAUGGCAGUGAAGAAAAUAGCAUGUAAAAAAU